AUGGUCCAGCUCAGCGGGGGCGGACGUCUGGACGCAGUGCUGUGUCUCUGGGCAGCGGCGGGAGGAAAGCGUGGAGCGGUUUAUCAGUACACUGAGAACAUAUCAAAAGAAGAUGCAAAAACAUCAGGGGAAGUUCCAGGCAGCAGUAACGCGACCUCAUCCUCCUCAUCCUCCUCCACCUCCUUCACCGCCUCUACCUCCACCACCAGCACCACCACCACCUCCGGCACCAGCGGGGACACGAGCUCACUCAAGAAUAUCAAGCUAGAAAUGAAUGACGAAAAGCGGCUCCUUGACUCCUUGAUGACUGGAUAUGACAGGAAUGUAAGGCCGGUCAGGAACGCGUCCAACCCUAUUGUGAUCCAGCUGGGCAUCACUCUAACGCAGAUCUUCGACAUGGAUGAAAAGAACCAGGUGUUGACGACGAACGUGUGGCUAGACCAGGAGUGGGUGGACGAGCUGUUGCGAUGGGACAAGAGCGAGUACAAUGGUCUGGAGACGAUUAGGUUGCCGUGCGAGAAGAUCUGGCUACCGGACAUCGUGCUAUACAACAACGCGGACGACUACACGCGAGGCUACAUGCAGAGUAAGGCAAUGGUGGGUCACCAAGGUAAGGUGUUCUGGCCGCCGCCUACUAAGUUUCGCUCCACCUGCCCCGUCGACGUCACCUAUUUCCCCUUCGACGACCAAACGUGUAUCCUCAAACUGGGCUCCUGGAUUUACGACGGCUUUCAGGUUGACGUCACCAACAGGACGGCAGAGGUGGACCUGACUAACUACAUCCCUAAUGGCGAAUGGGAGCUGCUGGAGGCGAGAAUCAUCAGGAACGUCAUCUAUUACUCCUGCUGCCCAGAGCCCUUCCCUGACGUCACCAUCACCAUCACUAUCAGGCGCAAGACCCUCUACUACAUGUACAACGUGGUGCUGCCCUGUAUGAUGAUGUCCGUGCUCACUCUCCUCGUGUUCUGCCUCCCGCCGGACUCAGGAGAGAAGAUCGCCCUGGGAGUCACUGUUCUGCUCGCCUUCAGUGUCUUCAUGCUUGCCAUCGCAGAGAAAAUGCCUGAGACCUCAGAAUCCAUCCCGCUGAUUGGCAUUUACCUCACCGCCGUGAUGACCAUUACCUCCAUCAGCAUCAUCAUGACAGUCAUCGUCCUCAACUGUCACUACCGCGGACCCAUUCAGAGGGAAGUCCCGCCCUGGAUGAAAAGGGUGUUCUUACGCAGCCACAGCUCCAAUAAGUGCAAGAGUGGCUCCUCUACCGCCGCCGCCACCACUGUCACCACUCGGGCGAGACGGGGCUUCUUCGGCAGAGGACUCAAGCGACGGCGGCCCAAGACGACGAAAAACAAUGGCGAGGACGUCAACCUUACGAACUCCAACGCUCACGCCAGGGUCGUCACCACAGCCCUAUAUGGGGACUUCUCCAAUAACGUUUCCAAAGACCACCACGUGUCCAAGAGUGACACAAUUCGCCUGACGGUGGAGAAUGUUGGGGACGACCUGAAGGAAGGUGGGCAGGGCGACUAUUCCAGCGCCGAGGACCUGCACAACCUCAACAUUGGGUGGCGGGACUACAACAACGACACUAACACCUACAGGAGGAACACCACUGCCAACAGCACGUACAGCCCAAAUCUGGCCGCGGUGAGCACCAACCGCGCCCAGGAGGAAAUCAUCAGGGCGCUCAAGAUCCUACUGAGCCGCCAGGAGCGCGAGGACGCCGAGAAGAAGCGGCUGAACGAGUGGCGCGUCAUCGCCAUCGCCGUGGACCGGAUCUUGUUCUGGAUAUUCUUCAUCGUCACGACCGUGAGCUCCGUGGUGUUCCUGGUGAUCCUGCCGGUGGUGAAGCGCUCCGAGUACGUCCGUAAUACCUGAGAUCGCCUGGGUGCCCCAAGCAGUGCACCAGUAUAGUGCUAAUUGUGCCCUCGUCCUCCCCUAGGUGGCUGUAAGUGACCACGAGCCGCUGAUACCUUCCCUCCAGGUGGACCCUGAGAUCUCUUUGUCUUGGUCUGUGUCGCGCCCAGCCACACUCGUCCUCUUCAGCGGUGGUAGAGCGCUUACUCUCUUUGACUCACGAGUGUUUCCAGGAGAAUCCUGAACUCUGUCUUCUUGUAUUGCGAUUAGAAUUACGAGAAAAGAAGCUGACGGGAUGACAUGAAGAAAUGUAACGUAGCCUGCGGAUGGUGCUAUUGUUGUAGGAAAGAGUUUAAUCUUUCUACCACGUUUGAAGGCACACUUUUUGGCCGGGGACGGCAGCGCGGGCCGUGGUCGGCGUGUCCACUCUGUGAUAAUGGCUUCCAGGUCCCUCACGACUAUCGUCACGUUGCAGCAACAGGUAGAACAAGAUCGGUGCUUUCUCUGCCUUUCAACGGGACACGUUUAGCAUAGUUGUGUGUGGGCGCUCGACGUCACAACUGACCCACUCGAGUAUCUCAUUUGUACAUCGCUGAAGAGGCUGCUAUGUUGUAUAAAGGUUAAUAAUACUAUGCCUAUAAGUUGUUACCUGCCAUCUCUAGCGAUGGUUUAGAGGAGGGCCUCCAGGGUGUCCCAGGCGACGGGGAAGCGUCACCUUCGCCUUACACUUGUCUCGUGGUCAAGGGAGUCUCUCGUCUCAAUCCUGCUGUCGGCGAGGCGGGCGGGCCGUGGGUGACUCCGCCGUAUUUGUAAGCCUUAACAAAUAUGAUGUAUAUGAAAUUGAUUUAUAUUAGUAUAGAUAUGCCUCAAAAUAUAUAUAUGGAGAAUAUAUAUAUAUUCAAAUAUAAAUAUAUUAACCUUUAGUCCUCAUACGAAUUAGUAGAAAAAUCAUUAUAUAACUGCACAAAACUUCCCGGGCAAGUUAAGAGUUACCGUGGAAGGUCGUGUUGGCUUCACCGUGUCUACUUUGUCUGCGCCACCGCCGCACUCUAAGGGCGCUCUGUCCCAAACUGAUGCGAGCAACAACUUGUGUCGGAGAUGCAUACAACGCCACCCUACCUACACCAUGACCCCCUCCCGCCGAAGAGCUGCGUCCCUAACCACCAAUGUACUACUACUUCCUCUCAUCCCUUCCUUGGCGAACGUCCCUGAAUCUCAGCACAUCAGGUCCUUCUCUUCUCCCUCCAAGUCCCUGAGCUAAUAAUAAUGUGGAGUGACUAGCUGGUGACCGUUGCUAAUCCCAAAUCCAUUAACGCCUCUUGGUCCCCACUCACGCCUCUUGGAUUCCUCUCACCCACCCACUCACUCACUCUACUCGCGUGCGUAGCGUCUUAGGCACCUAGCAGCCUAUGUGUAUUUUGCUGCUAACAAGGGAUUCAAUACGGGUUCCGGGCGGGAUUUGCAAGACCGAACCUUUGACAAGAUACGGGACAGGUGUAUGUGUGUGUGUGUGUGUGUGUGUGUGUGUGUGUGUGUGUGUGUGUGUGUGUGUGUCCGUCACGAUAAUUACACACACCCUCGAGGAAAUAAUCUUCAUAUCACUUCAUUUAUGUGAGGUUUUCGUAUGCACUGCGAUGAGUCUGCAGAAGAGCUCAAGGGUUUAGAGAGGCCGUAGUUUGGAGGUAGUGGAGGUGGAGAUGGUGGUGGUGGUGGUGUUAGCGCUGGCAUUGGUUAGGGUGGUUUGGGUCCUCUCACAGACACGAUUUUUUUCUGAAAGUUCUCCAGCUCGUAGAAAUUUGUCGCUUCGAUACAAAAUAAAGAAACGGGUCUUCAAGUAAAAAAAUACGUUUGUAAAUCUUCACUGUGGACCCUGAACUCCUUUUGUCGACGGUGACAUCUUGCCGAGUGAGAAGUGACGGAGGAGGGAGACUUUUCGAGGUAGAAGCGUUAGUCUGGCGUAGGUGAAUAUGUUUAUGUGACGUUGACUCUUAGUCUAA
This is a messenger RNA of Portunus trituberculatus (swimming crab), 3851 nucleotides long. RefSeq names its product neuronal acetylcholine receptor subunit alpha-10-like. The coding region runs from base 1 to 1875 and encodes 624 amino acids. The transcript is spliced from 11 exons. Lineage: Eukaryota; Metazoa; Arthropoda; Malacostraca; Decapoda; Portunidae. Gene Ontology annotation, cellular component: postsynaptic membrane; neuron projection; synapse. The record is from RefSeq and is a predicted model, not a curated record. Gene Ontology annotation, molecular function: transmembrane signaling receptor activity; acetylcholine-gated monoatomic cation-selective channel activity. Gene Ontology annotation, biological process: regulation of membrane potential; monoatomic ion transmembrane transport; chemical synaptic transmission.